Saprolegnia diclina VS20 is the source of this 330-nucleotide messenger RNA. RefSeq lists its product as hypothetical. The record is from RefSeq and is a predicted model, not a curated record. NCBI's taxonomy places the organism in Eukaryota, Oomycota, Saprolegniomycetes, Saprolegniales, Saprolegniaceae. The coding region runs from base 1 to 330 and encodes 109 amino acids. The transcript has 2 exons.
AUGGUGGCGCGACGCAACGAACUCGCACCGGCCGAGCGGCUCUCGUAUGUGAGCUCCACGACGGGCAUCAUCAAGGGCAGCGCCGACGAUGGCUUUGCCGAGUCCAAGACACCCGGCGAGCUCGAAGACGGCGCGCUUCGCAACGGUGACGCGCCCAUCUACACGUCGCCCGAGAUUCUCGCCCUCCUCUUCCAGUACGCGGCCAUCGGCGUCGUCUACGGCGGCAUGAACGGGAUGCAGUACCCGGUCUUGACCGGGUACUUUACGCUCCAAGGCAACGUGCUCAACUCGGCGACAGCGCUCAUGAUGCCGUCCGUUGCGACGGUCUGA